This is a messenger RNA of Anopheles funestus (African malaria mosquito), 381 nucleotides long. RefSeq lists its product as uncharacterized. NCBI's taxonomy places the organism in Eukaryota, Metazoa, Arthropoda, Insecta, Diptera, Culicidae. The coding region runs from base 102 to 332 and encodes 76 amino acids. The record is from RefSeq and is a predicted model, not a curated record. The transcript has 2 exons.
CUACCAGCUGUCACGUUGACAGCAUCGCAGUGUGUGAAAUAUUGAAAAAAGCAAAACACGAUUACGUGAAUCGAACAGUCCUUUGUUUCACCGACGCAAAGAUGGCAGCGUCAUCUCAGGCCAGCCGCGGUCUUACGGCCCUUUUCAAGCGCGGGUGGAACGAAAUCCCAGAAGUGGUCGGUUCGUCAGUGAUAGCUCUAAUCGGAAUCGGUCUCAGCGUGGUCGGAUUGACCAACUACUAUCGGAAAGACGCCGAUAACCGCCGUUACAAGCUAACGUACGUUGUGAUGCGUCCAGACGAUCCCCGAGCGGCGCGCAUUCGCCAAGAUUAGAAGGCUCUGCACCCCGGUUAGAUCUAAAUAAACUGUUUACCAAUGUAAA